This is a messenger RNA of Tachyglossus aculeatus (Australian echidna), 1196 nucleotides long. Its product is annotated as cytochrome b-c1 complex subunit Rieske, mitochondrial. Gene Ontology annotation, molecular function: 2 iron, 2 sulfur cluster binding; quinol-cytochrome-c reductase activity. The record is from RefSeq and is a predicted model, not a curated record. Gene Ontology annotation, biological process: mitochondrial electron transport, ubiquinol to cytochrome c. NCBI's taxonomy places the organism in Eukaryota, Metazoa, Chordata, Mammalia, Monotremata, Tachyglossidae. Gene Ontology annotation, cellular component: membrane. The transcript has 2 exons. Bases 55 to 906 code for a protein of 283 amino acids.
AAGGUCGUCGCGGGGGUGAGCGGGCCGGGAGCGUCCGUCGCCUCAUCGGCCGCCAUGUUGUCGGUGUGGGCCCGGUCGGGCCCGCUGGCGCCGGUGCUGUGGGGCGCGGGCCGCGGGGUGGCGGGGCCGCUCCGCCCGCUGCUUCAGGCCUCGCUGCCCCCCGGCGCCGCCGACCCCGAGCCGCCCCUGUUCCAGGCCGACCCCCGACGACUGCGCCGCCAUGGCCCGCUCCGCCUCCUCCUCCUCAGCCCUCACAACAGCGCCCGAGGCCUCGCCGCCACUCACAGCCUCAACGCUCCCGCUUCGGUUCGUUAUUCUCACACAGACAUCAAAGUGCCCGAUUUCUCCGACUAUCGCCGAGCCGAAGUGUUAGAUAGCACGAAAUCUUCAAAAGAUAGCAGCGAGGCUAGGAAAGCCUUCUCCUAUUUGAUCACCGCCACGACCACCGUCGGCGUGGCCUACGCGGCCAAGAACAUCGUCUCCCAGUUCGUCUCCAGCAUGAGCGCGUCGGCCGACGUGCUGGCCAUGUCGAAGAUUGAGAUCAAGCUGUCCGAUAUUCCAGAAGGGAAGAAUAUGGCUUUCAAGUGGAGAGGGAAGCCUCUGUUCGUGCGUCACCGAACCCAGAAGGAGAUCGAGCAGGAAGGGGCCGUCGAAGUGUCGCAGCUGCGAGACCCGCAGCACGAUUUAGACCGAGUGAAGAAACCCGAGUGGGUUAUCCUGAUAGGCGUCUGCACCCAUCUCGGGUGCGUCCCCAUCGCAAACGCCGGAGAUUUUGGUGGCUAUUACUGCCCUUGCCACGGCUCACACUACGACGCCUCGGGCCGAAUCCGGAAGGGGCCUGCCCCGCUCAAUCUCGAGGUCCCGGCUUAUGAGUUCACCAGCGACGACCUAGUUAUCGUCGGGUAAACCCCCGGACUCGAGUCGUACGUCCUUCGGGGGCGACCCGUGUACAGAAAGGGGAAGCGAAGAGAGAGUCCGGCGUACUUCAGAUUGGGAAAAUCAAGCCGUUUUUAGUCUGCUGGUGAUGUGUGAAGAUGUUCCUCUGAAUCAACAAGCUGCAUAUGAUGAAUACUCUCAAGUGUUGGUUAAUAAAGGCACCAUCAAGCACUGUUUUGCUCUUCAUCUUCUUGCAGUUGUAUUGUUAUUUGUCCCCUGAUAGUGCUUCCCAAUUAAAAAUAAUUUACAGGCUAGACCUA